AUGGUUGGCCAAAAACAAGUCGUCUUCGACAUUGUCGGCACCCUCGUCUCCUUCGACGAAUACCACGCACAAAUCGACCAAGCCAUCGGCGACAAACUACGCAGCAACAACAUCACCCCCAAAUUCUUCGGAUACAGCUGGAUGACAGCCGCCGAAUUAGAAUUCACAUUUCUCUCCAUCUCCGAACGCUACAAGCCGUACAAAGGAAUCCUCGAAUCAACUUUUUACCGCACGUUAUGGUUAGCAGGCAUAACAGAUCCACGAGCUCUAUGUACAGAUAGGGAACGCGAUGCCUGUGUGGAAGGCUACUCCGAACUACAGCUUCGAGCAGGCGCCAAAGAAUGUUUUGAGAUAUUGCAAAAAGGAGGAUUCAAAGUAUGGUUAUUAACGACAGCGGAUCUGCAGCGCGUGCAGGGUUAUUUCUCAAAAGGCGGCGUAGAAAUACCAGCAGAGAACUUCAUCUCCUGCGACAGUUCAGGAGUGGCCAAACCGGCGUUGUCGGCGUAUAGGAGUGCAUUGGCGAAGUUUGCGCCGGAUGACGAAACGUGGUUUGCGGCGGCCCAUAUGUGGGAUGUGUCGGCUGCGAAGAAAGUUGGGUUUAAGGGGGCUUAUUGUACGGAGUAUGAGAAAGAACCGUGUUUGGAUAUCUUUGAUGCGGAGAUGGAUGUUAUGGCUGAUACGUUGCCGGAGAUGGCGAAGAAGAUUGUGGAAGCUGCUUCUUUAUGA
Messenger RNA from Sclerotinia borealis F-4128, 726 nucleotides. The record is from the annotation of a GenBank genome assembly. Lineage: Eukaryota; Fungi; Ascomycota; Leotiomycetes; Helotiales; Sclerotiniaceae.